Molecule: messenger RNA, 6120 nt
Organism: Effrenium voratum
Lineage: Eukaryota; Dinophyceae; Suessiales; Symbiodiniaceae
Source: the annotation of a GenBank genome assembly
AUGACCUUUUGGAAUGAGAUUAAGGCGGCGGGGGGCAUGCCGCGGCCCGGCCGCGCGCGGGGGGCGCCUGUGGCUUCUGCCCUGGAGGCGGGAGCGGUGAAGUCGGACCCCUUCGAGAAGCGGAUCUCUGACUCCAGCCUCGGCGGAGGCCGGGCUGACUCGAAGGAGUCGGAAAUUCCCGACGAGCCAGGUCCUGGAAUUGGGGAGCGAGGCCCGCGGCGCCCGCCCGGGCUGGGCUGCCCAGAGGUGGGAAGGUUCCCAGAGCCAUUUGCGCGACAGGCACUGCACACCACCUUCUCCGAGGAACGCGGCCCUAGGGAGCGCUUGCUGCAGGAGGAUGCCAGGCGGUCCUCGCCAGAGCCGGAGGCGGGGAGGAGCACCUUUCGGGGGGAAUUCGACGUGCCAGUUCCGGCCGCUGAAAAGUUGCCUGAAGACCGGGCAGUCGCGGCAGGAGGCCAGAGCGAAGCAAGGACCAAGAAAUUCAAGGGCCAGGUGAUGAAUGAGACCUCUGGAUGCAGAGCUAAGGCAUCUCAGGCCGACGGGGACGAGGUGUCCCCCUUCGAGGCCGUGGGUCUGAACCUGGACAGGUCGGUGGGCGAGGCGUCCCUGAACUCCACCUUUGGCAACUUUCAGGCGCGGCCGGCUGAGCCGGCUGAGUCGCCUUGGGAGGCAGAGCCUGUGCAGCCGAUGCAGCCAGUGCAGCCAGUGGCACACUUGCAGGCACAGCCGGUGCAAGCGAUGCAGCCAGCGCAGCCGGUGCAGCCAGCGCCGCCAGUGGCAAGGGAGGUGGGUAGAGCACUGGGCAUUGUGGGAGGCCCUCGCAAGCCGCCGUACAAAGGGGUAGUUCCCAAGAUGAAUGUGGCCCAUGAGUGGCUUUCGGAGACUAGAGUUAAGGUGCAGCAUACUGCGCCUGAAAAGAACACGCCCUGCAAGGCGCAGCCGGUGCAACCAAUGCAGCCCGUGCAGCCUGUGCAAGCGGCGCAGCCGGUGCAGCCGGCGCCGGCGCCACACUUGCAAGAGCACCAGCCGGCAGCGGCGAGGGAGGCGCAGCCGGUGCAGCCCGUGCAGCCCGUGCAGCCUGUGCAAACGGCGCAGCCGGUGCAGCCGGCGCCGGCGCCACACUUGCAAGAGCACCAGCCGGCAGCGGCGAGGGAGGCGCAGCCGGUGCAACCAAUGCAGCCGUUGCAGCCUGUGCAGCCUGUGCAAGCGGCGCAGCCGGCGCCGGCGCCACACUUGCAAGAGCACCAGCCUACAGCGGCGAGGGAGGAAAGAUUCAGCGUUUUCAACGCAUGUGAAGCUCUGCAGGCGCCUGCCUACGAUCCCUCGUUUAGCAACACAGCCCAGGCGCAGCCGGUGCAACCAAUGCAGCCUGUGCAGCCUGCACAAACGGCGCAGCCGGUGCAGCCCUCGCCGGCGCCAUACUUGCAAGAGCACCAGCCUACAGCGGCGAGGGAGGCGCCUGCCUACGAUCCCUCGUUUAGCAACACAGCCCAGGCGCAGCCGGUGCAACCAAUGCAGCCUGUGCAGCCUGCACAAACGGCGCAGCCGGUGCAGCCCUCGCCGGCGCCAUACUUGCAAGAGCACCAGCCUACAGCGGCGAGGGAGGCGCAGCCGGUGCAACCAAUGCAGCCGUUGCAGCCUGUGCAGCCUGUGCAAGCGGCGCAGCCGGCGCCGGCGCCACACUUGCAAGAGCACCAGCCUACAGCGGCGAGGGAGGCGUCAAGGCAUGAAAGCACAAUUGCCAAGUCGGGCCUACCCAAACUAGUUUUUCUCACGGUGACAAUUCUGCGAAUUCUGCAGGCGCCUGCCUACGAUCCCUCGUUUAGCAACACAGCCCAGGCGCAGCCGGUGCAACCAAUGCAGCCUGUGCAGCCUGCACAAACGGCGCAGCCGGUGCAGCCCUCGCCGGCGCCAUACUUGCAAGAGCACCAGCCUACAGCGGCGAGGGAGGCGCAGCCGGUGCAACCAAUGCAGCCGUUGCAGCCUGUGCAGCCUGUGCAAGCGGCGCAGCCGGCGCCGGCGCCACACUUGCAAGAGCACCAACCUAAACCGGCGAGGGAGGCGCCUGCCUACGAGCCCUCGUUUGGCAACACAGCCCAGGCGCAGCCGGUGCAACCAAUGCAGCCGUUGCAGCCUGUGCAGCCUGUGCAAGCGGCGCAGCCGGCGCCGGCGCCACACUUGCAAGAGCACCAACCUACAACGGCGAGGGAGGCGCCUGCCUACGAACCCUCGUUUGGCAACACAGCCCAGGCGCAGCCGGUGGAACCAAUGCAGCCGUUGCAGCCUGUGCAGCCUGCGCAAACGGCGCAGCCGGUGCAGCCGGCGCCAGCGCCACACUUGCAAGAGCACCAGCCUACAUCGGCGAGGGAGGCGCAGCCGGUGCAACCAAUGCAGCCGUUGCAGCCGGUGCAGCCUGUCCAAACGGCGCAGCCAGUGCAGACAGCGCCGGCGCCACACUUGCAAGAGCACCAGCCUACAGCGGCGAGGGAGGCGCAGCCGGUGCAACCGAUGCAGCCGCCGCAGCCUGUGCAAACAGCGCAGCCUGUGCAGCCAGCACCGGCACCGCCUGCAGCGGCGAGGGAGGCGCCUGCCUACGAGCCCUCGUUUGGCAACACAGCCCAGGCGCAGCCGGUGCAACCAAUGCAGCCGUUGCAGCCGGUGCAGCCUGUCCAAACGGCGCAGCCAGUGCAGACAGCGCCGGCGCCACACUUGCAAGAGCACCAGCCUACAGCGGCGAGGGAGGCGCAGCCGGUGCAACCGAUGCAGCCGCCGCAGCCUGUGCAAACAGCGCAGCCUGUGCAGCCAGCACCGGCACCGCCUGCAGCGGCGAGGGAGGCGCCUGCCUACGAGCCCUCGUUUGGCAACACAGCCCAGGCGCAGCCGGUGCAACCAAUGCAGCCCGUGCAGCCUGUGGAAGCGGCGCAGCCGGUGCAGCCGGCGCCGGCGCCACACUCGCAAGAGCACCAGCCUACAGCGGCGAGGGAGGCGCAGCCGGUGCAACCGAUGCAGCCGCCGCAGCCUGUGCAAACAGCGCAGCCUGUGCAGCCAGCACCGGCACCGCCUGCAGCGGCGAGGGAGGCGCCUGCCUACGAGCCCUCGUUUGGCAACGCAGUCCAGGCGCAGCCGGGGCAACCAAUGCAGCCGGUGCAGCCUGUGCAAGCGGCGCAGCCGGUGCAGCCAGCGCCGGCACCAUACUUGGAGCAACAGCAGCCCACAGCGAGGGAGGCACAGCCGACACAACCGACGCAGCCGGUGCAACCGGCGCAGCUGGUGCAGCCAGCACCGGCACCGCACUUGCAAGACCAGCAGGCUGGUGCAGCGAGGGAGGCAGCUGCCUACAAACCCUCGGUUGGCAACACAGCUGAGGCACAGCCGGCGCAGCCGGCGCAGCCGGUGCAGCCAGCACCGGCACCGCACUUGCAAGACCCGCAGCCUAAUGCUGCGAGCGAGGAGCCUUCAGUGCGCGAGGCUAACCAGUCAAGCUCGGACGUCAAGGUGUCGCCGCCCGCGCAGACUCCGGGCACUGAAGAUGUGGCCCAGGCCGAGCCGGAGAUUCCUUCGGCCUACCUGGUGGAGGACGAAGUGGACCUGCCCUUUGCGGAAGAGCCCUUGGAAAGCGACGAGGAGCCGGAGGCAAUGGACCCCCGGGUCCUUGCAGAGACCCCCACGCCGGCGCCAACGCCCACGCCGCCAGGUGUGACCUGGGGGCAUCACAGGACGCAGCCAUUCACGGGCCCGGAGAACGAGGCGGCUUCUCCUGCGCCGGAGUCGCGAACGGAGAGCCCGUUUCAGGCGCCAUCCUCGCCACGGGCACAGGACCCUGAAGUUGGGGAAGAGCCGCGCGCUGAUUCGAAGCCAACCCAGGACCACCGCAACGAGGAAGAGCUGCGCUGGGCCAAGUCGGAGCCGUCCCAGGGUCUUCACACCGUAGCAAACGAGCCAGAGGUCUCCGACGCGGACAACUCCAAGCUCGAGGAGAAGCUCCCGGAGGCAGGCCCAAGUUCCGGCGAGGACAACACAGCCGAGCCGGAAGUGGAGCCGGGUAUGGGCGAGGCGGAGGUGCCGAACGAGGCGGAGGCGCCGGCGGAGAAGCCGGGCGCGGCAGAGAAGCUGGGCGCGGCAGAGACUCCGGAGGAGGCUGAGACGCCCGAAGUCUUGCCAGAGGCCACAGCUGAAGCUGCAACCGAGGAGUCGGUGCAAAACCCCACUUCAUCGCCACGGCGCAGUGCGCGGAAGCCGCGGCGGGUGAAGCCUCCGACGGAAGAGGAGGCCUUCUCCGAGGAGGCCCUCCGCCAGCGCGCGGAGCAAAGGCUGAAGCGCUCCAUGCAUCUCACGGCAAUGAACAUCCCCUCGGUGACCAACUACCCCAGACCCUUCACGGACAGCGCUGAGCUGAAGCUGGACACCAUCUCAGCAGAGGCCCAGCGCAGCUUCCUGCGGGUGGCGCGCUUCGAGGCGGAGACCUGGUACCGCCAAGAGCGGCAGCGCUUCGAGGUGGAGCGGCGCACCGCCCAGCGCCAGGAGAGGCUUCUGGACCAAUUGGCUGAAUGGCGGGAGAAGAAGGAGAAGGAGGAGGCUUUGGAGAUGAAGCGCUUGGAAGAGCUGGAUCGGCAGCGGGAGGAGCGGGAGCAACAGGACCGCGAGAAGUGGCGCAAGCGCGGGGAGGAGCUGCGACAGAGCCUGGCGGACUGGGCGGAGAAGAAAAAUCAGGAGGAGUCCAAGCAGUCGCAGGAGGCUGAGAAGGCGCAGCAGGAGCAGGAGGAACGAAGGCGGAAGCGGGAAGAGGAGUACCGCCAGAAGCAGCGGGAGAAGCUGCAAGAGUGGCAAGAGCGGAAGGCCGAAGAGCGGGCCGCCGAACAGCGGCGGGAGAUGGAGCGCCAGGAGGCUGAGAUGAAGAGCGCAGCGCCCAGAGUGUUGGAGCUGCGGGGUCUCGCGUGGCCCCCCGCCGCCCCGGCCUCGGAGGACGAGGUUUGGAGCUCCAAGCGGGGCCGAACUGGUGCCUUUGAUCCGCAGCCAGUUUUGGACCAAGCGGCACAUCAGCACAUCGAGCGCGGUCAAGUCACAACCCGCGGGGGCGACGCGAAAGGCACCUCGCAUGCUCCGCGCAAGGGCCGCAAGGAUGGCUUGCUUUGGCGCUGCUUUGGCCGGGGCCUCAUCAGCAGCAAACCGCCAAAGCGCCAAAGCGCCAUGUGGCUUUGCAAGGGCCGUCGGGGGGGCUAUGUGCUGGAGCCGUCCCCGGCAUCGGAGUGCCUGAACUCCAGCCGCAAGUUCCCCAUGUGGGUCAUCGAUGUGCAAGACCUUUUGGAGCUCCUUGGCAAGCUCAAGGAGCACGGGGCCUCAAAUGGCCUGGUCACCUUCGUGUCCCACGAGUGGUCCGACUUCUCACACCCGGACCCCAGCAACCACCAGCUGCAGGCCUUGCAAAUGAUGAUCCGGAAUAUACGCGCGGGCACGGUGUCGGUCGCGCACGACAACUACUCCUUCGUGCGGUUUGGCUUGAACCGAAGAACGGUGUCCCUGUUCGAGCUCAGGCUAUUGGCGGAGGGCAGCCUUUGGAUCGACUUUCUAUGUGUGCCCCAGGCGUGUUGGUGCCGGACGCCGGAGGAGCUGGCGAAGCAGCAAGCGGAGCUAUGGGAUGCCGUCAUGAGCCUCCACACUUACGUGGCCCAGAGCUCCUUCUUCGCCAUUCUUGCCCCCACACAGCGCCACAAAUCCGACGGCCGGCUCAUGGGCUACAACUCCUGGCGCCGGCGCGGCUGGUGCCAGUUCGAGUUGGCGGUGAGCAUUCUUCUUGGCACCAAGCCCGUCAUCCACAUCGCCAGCGACCAGCUGCUCCGCAACAUGUACAUGAGAAACGUUUCUCAGCUCUCCCCCUGCUGCGGAGAUUUCACCAAUGCCUGCGACCGGGAAUUUGUGAAGGAUGCGCUGACAGAGGUCAUGAAGUGUGAGGAGCGGAGCAGCUGCGGUUCAAGGAGAAUUUCCACCGACUGCAGCUGCUGGAUUGCCUGCAGUCCAGACUCUUGCGGUGCGCCGGGGAGUGCGACCAGAGCCCCGCUGUGCGCAAGAGAACGCCUCGUUGGCUUCAAGAACCAUGUUCUUCGCACAGAUCGAGCCAUCUAA